Symsagittifera roscoffensis is the source of this 2006-nucleotide messenger RNA. Its product is annotated as spermatogenesis-defective protein 39 homolog. Gene Ontology annotation, biological process: intracellular protein transport; vacuolar transport. Gene Ontology annotation, cellular component: cytoplasm. Bases 40 to 1734 code for a protein of 564 amino acids. The record is from RefSeq and is a predicted model, not a curated record. The transcript has 10 exons. NCBI's taxonomy places the organism in Eukaryota, Metazoa, Xenacoelomorpha, Acoela, Convolutidae.
ACUUAUUAAAUAGAUAUUUGAUUUAUGAUUGUGUAAAAGAUGUUGGAGGACGACGAGUAUUGGAAUGCCUCAGCAGUGGGCAAAACGGCCACGCUCGACUUUUUCAGUGCCGAGGACGAGGGCGGCGUCGAACAGGAAGUAUUCUCCGAGUUCGACACAGAAUCAGGGGCGGAAUUGAUCACACUGAAAGGAUCUGCUUAUCUAGAGCCGAAAAAUGUCAAAAGUGGUUUAAAUAGAGUUGAAUCUGAGUCUUACUCACUACCCAGAUCCAUGCCAGUUGCAUCAACCACUUUGAACUCAACACUUGCUCCAACAACCAGCCAAUCAAUGUCUGCCAGCUCAACGCCCUCAAAGAGACCUCAAGUACGACUAGUAGUUCCCAGGAGUCUCGCAGCUGAGUACACUUCGGCUGUGCGGAAGGCGGUGGCCACCAAGUCAGGCGACCAGAAGGCACUGGAGUUGGAGAGGUGCGAGAGGCUGCUGCAGAUGUACGUCAGGAGUUACAUUGCUGCAUCGCCACUUCCCAAAGUCACCUUUUCGCCUGACGAGGUCAUCGGCAAACUCACUUCGGGUGGGAAGCGGGGAGAGGAGGCUGUUUUGGAAGUGUUUCGCAGUGAGAGGCAGAAAAGAGCCCUACUAGAGCGUGCUUGUCAGUCCCUGAAUGGACUCUGCAUCACCAGAGUGUCUCUCUUCCUCUACAGGACUCUGAGUGACGACAUCUUCAAGGAGAUCAUGAUUAACCACCCCGAUGCAGUUCAGCAUCUGGUAUCGUACUUCAAAUCGAUGAACGACUAUGUGAAUCUGGAGAAGAUCUACAAGAUCAUGGACAGACAGCGAGACAUGUUUUACCUCCUGCUCAAAAAGGCCAACAAUGAAUCUGUGCCUGAGACAAAACUGUGGGCUUUACAGACCAUAAAGAGUCGAAUCUGUUCUCGAGACGUGGAGAACAAACUAAAAAUAGGAGGAGUAACUGCAUUCGAGUUGGAAAUGCUAUCUGAGCAGAUCAUGCUAACCGAGUCACAGAUCAAAAUGCAACAGAUAAACGAGGGAAUGGUGAAGAAGAAAACGAACCAGAUCUUAGCUGCACAGCCUCCACAGAGACCAGUAACGGGAGAGUCGCUGUUGUCCACCAUUCACCACUGUGAGUUCUACCACCCCAAUGUGAGACACUCAGUGCAGACUUCUACUGGCAGUAAUUCAAAUGAUGUGGUUCUGGACUCCUCUGUGUACAAGAGUAGAUUCAAGCUGACAGAGAUGGAGUUCCAGUGGCCAGUUGUGAGAGUGCUGGCCAGUAGAAGACAGUGGGACAAGAUUGAGCAACUCAUGGUCACCAAGGGAUUCCUCUCCUCCGCCGCAUCCUCAUUCAUGGGCGGAGUCACAGGAGGUGCAACUGGGCUGGAGAAUACUGGCUUUAUUUAUCUAAUGCAACUGAGUGGUGGCCUUGGAAAGGGGUCGUACUGUGCAAUAGGCUUCGACAACAUGGCUCAACUACUAGCAGAGAGCCAGGCACCUUCGGACAUAGUGAGUAAGUAUCUGAUGUGCAUCAAAGACCAGCAUGCCAGACUGACCCAGGCAGGUAUUCUGGACUGCAAACUGGCAGCAGUGAUGACCCACAUUGAAAACAGAGACAAGUUGAGUCUGGAAGCGAUCUCAUCACGUCUCGCCCCUGGAUCGAAGGAGAUGAGAGAGGCAGUGAGGGCCCUGGAAGAUCGAUCUAUCAAGUGGAAGAGAUGAGAAAUUAUCCUCAAAACGUUAACUCGACAAACUCGAUGAUCACCGUUUCAAUCCCAAAUUAGUUUAUUCAUCAGUCAACUAAUUCGACAGUAGAUGAAUUAUUCGACAAUCGUAGUCAUCCUGGUAUUCUUGGUCUCCAACAUUGAUCAGAUUUCAAUUAAUUUAAUUAAAUAUAAUUGUAUAGUGAUUAAGAGUCGAUAAACGUAGUUAAGACCUGGUAUUCUUGGUCUCCAACAUUGAUCAGAUUUCGUUAAUUAAUUAAAUAUAAUUGU